AUGUCCGCCGACUUCUGGGCCGGCUACAUUAGCGGUGCCGUCGGCAUCAUUAUCGGCAACCCCCUCGACCUCCUCAAGGUCCGCCUCCAGGCACGACCGACCCCCGCCGCCGCAACCCCCGCCUCUCCGCUUCCGACUCCGGCAUCCCUCGCCGCGACCUCGUACCUCCGCCACUUCGAGUCCCCCGCCGCUCUCGUCACCGGCUCCGCGGCCCCGAUUCUCGGCUACGGCGCCCUCAACGCCCUCCUCUUUGUAUCCUACAACCGCACCGAGGCCGCUCUGAACCGCGCUCUCGACGUCCGCUCCAGCCUCUGGACCACCUGGCUUGCCGGUGCCGUCGGCGGUCUGGCCACCUGGGUCGUAAGCACCCCGACCGAGCUGAUCAAGUGCCGCGCUCAGCUGUCCUCGCCACCCGCCUCGAGCUGGGCCAUCACCAAGGACGUCUGCCGCGCCGAGGGCAUACGGGGCCUGUAUUUCGGCGGCGUCGUGACGGCCCUGCGCGACAGCAUCGGCUACGGCUUUUAUUUCUGGUCCUACGAGCUCACCACGCGCUGGAUGGGCGUCGGCGGCGACAGCGUCAACGAGACCAACAUGCGCGACGAGGCCGCCAAGGUGCUUCUUUGUGGAGGGCUCGCCGGCAUCGUGACGUGGGCGAGCAUUUUCCCGCUCGACGUCAUAAAGACCCGCGUGCAGACUCAGGCGUUCGAGGCCUCUUCGUCCGCCGAAGCUUCGCCUUUGCUUGGGGCGCGCGGCUCGCAGCAGGAGAUGCGCAAGCGUGCCGGCGCAAUCCAGGUUGCCAGGGAGGCAUACCGUGAAGGCGGCGUUAGAGUCUUCUUCCGGGGCCUUACCAUCUGCAGCGUGCGGGCCUUCGUCGUCAACGCGGUGCAGUGGGCCGUGUAUGAGUGGGUCAUGUAUGAGAUGGGCGAGGGUCGGAGACGGCCUGCUGCCAUCGAGCCUGUCGGACAAACGUUGUGA
Molecule: messenger RNA, 975 nt
Organism: Colletotrichum higginsianum IMI 349063
Lineage: Eukaryota; Fungi; Ascomycota; Sordariomycetes; Glomerellales; Glomerellaceae
Product: Mitochondrial carrier protein
Exons: 1
Coding region: 1-975 (324 amino acids)
Biological process (GO): transport
Molecular function (GO): transmembrane transporter activity
Source: RefSeq, a predicted model, not a curated record